Ostertagia ostertagi is the source of this 546-nucleotide messenger RNA. The record is from the annotation of a GenBank genome assembly. Lineage: Eukaryota; Metazoa; Nematoda; Chromadorea; Rhabditida; Trichostrongylidae.
AUGCACCGCUAUCUUUUCAGCACCCUAUUUCUAAUCGGGGGAAUAAUUAGUUUCGUGGCUCUGGUUUUACUCAUUUGUGUGAUAGUGUUCAUUAUUAGGAGAAGAAGAAAGCGUGCAAAGUUAAAAUCAAAGGAGAAGGUUGUAAUGUUGAAACAACCGCGAAAGAUGGAAAGCGAAGACUUGAAUCGAGUGAAAUUUGCUGCAGCAGGACCACUAGUGCUGGACAGAAAAUUGGAAGGUCCAGUGAAGCAUGCUCUUGAUGACGAGUGUUCCCAAGCCCUACAGGGUAUAGAGUUCGACGUUCGUCAAAACGAAAUUGUUGACAUCGGCUCAAACAUCGAACUUAUAGGGAACGAACCAAGCAACACAGAUCGUACCACUGAGGCGUCCAGACUAUCUCAAGCACUACCAAUACCAAUACCAAUACCCAAAGUACGAACGACACCUUCGGCGCCAAACGUUGUCGCUAAACGAAUUCGAAAAACACUAUCAAGAGAUGGAAAGCGGCCUCGUGUUAGGCAAAAGCAAAGUCGAAAGACGUCUUAG